This is a messenger RNA of Pungitius pungitius (ninespine stickleback), 6930 nucleotides long. RefSeq names its product ATPase phospholipid transporting 11A (gene atp11a). Gene Ontology annotation, molecular function: magnesium ion binding; ATPase-coupled intramembrane lipid carrier activity; ATP hydrolysis activity. Gene Ontology annotation, biological process: phospholipid translocation. The record is from RefSeq and is a predicted model, not a curated record. The transcript is spliced from 31 exons. NCBI's taxonomy places the organism in Eukaryota, Metazoa, Chordata, Actinopteri, Perciformes, Gasterosteidae. Bases 426 to 4037 code for a protein of 1203 amino acids. Gene Ontology annotation, cellular component: plasma membrane; endoplasmic reticulum; recycling endosome.
CCUGGCUCCCUGUGACGUAGAUGAGAGAAAAGCUGCUUUGGCCGAAGAAUGUUAUUAGUAGACGUCUGAAGGCUUAGAGGAAGAGAAGCAAACUAGUUUCCUCCCAGUCUCGUGGGAGGAGGAGCCCGCUCGUCUGUGCCCGUGUGAGCCGAACACACACACACACAGCCUCCCCCCCUCCCCGGGUCCUCCGGAGCCUCUCGCCGUCCCACGGUGGUGCCUUCAGAGUCUACUACGAGGUUGUUUUUGCAGCAGAUUUUUCUUCAACCGAGCCCUUUUUUAAAUUAUUAUUCACCUAAGAAUAUUAGGGAGUAAAAAAAAAAAGAACCAUGGACAAAGGAGUAGGUUUAGAAAGAAGUUAGCGACAACUCGCGCAAAGUCCCCUUCGGAGCAAAGAAGUCGCGUCCGGUGAGGAGAGGGGCGCGAUGGGGAUGGAUUUCAGCUCUCUGAGGACCCUCAUCAGCAGAUACUGUGCCGGUGAGGAGAACUGGGUGGACAGCAGGACGAUUUACAUCGGACACAAGGAGCCUCCUCCAGGAGCCGAGGCCUUUAUACAGCAGAGAUUCCCCGACAACAGAAUAGUCUCCUCUAAGUACACAUUUUGGAACUUCGUCCCGAAGAACAUGUUCGAGCAGUUCAGGAGAGUCGCCAACUUCUACUUCCUCAUCAUAUUCCUGGUCCAGUUGAUGAUCGACACGCCCACCAGCCCCAUCACCAGCGGGCUGCCGCUAUUCUUCGUCAUCACGGUCACCGCCAUCAAACAGGGCUACGAGGACUGGUUGAGGCACAAAGCCGACAACUCCGUCAACCAGUGUCCCAUCCACGUGGUGCAGCACGGGAAAGUGGUCCGCAAGCAGAGUCGCAAGCUCAGGGUGGGAGACGUGGUCUUGAUGAAAGAAGAUGAAACUUUCCCCUGCGACCUCAUCCUUCUCUCCUCGUCUCGAGACGACGGCACCUGCUUCGUUACCACGGCCAGUCUGGACGGAGAGAGCAGCCACAAGACGUACUACGCGGUUGAGGACACCAGAGCUUACAACACUGAGAAGGAGGUGGACUGCAUCCACGCUACGAUAGAAUGUGAACAACCGCAGCCGGACCUGUACAAGUUCGUUGGCCGUAUCAACAUCUACAUGGACAGCGAGCCGGUGGCCAGGCCCUUAGGAUCAGAGAACUUGCUGCUCAGAGGAGCCACGCUCAAGAACACUGAGUACAUCUACGCGGUUGCCAUCUACACCGGCAUGGAAACCAAGAUGGCUCUCAACUACCAGUCCAAGACUCAGAAACGCUCCGCGGUGGAAAAGUCGAUGAACGCCUACCUGGUGGUCUACCUGUGCAUCCUCAUCUGCAAGGCGUUCGUCAACACGCUGCUGAAGUACGUGUGGCAGGCCAGCCCCGACCGGGACGAGCCCUGGUACAACAACAGGACGGACGCCGAGAGACAGAGACACAUCGUGGUCAGGGUGUUCACGGACUUCUUGGCCUUCAUGGUGCUGUUCAACUACAUCAUCCCGGUCUCCAUGUACGUCACCGUGGAGAUGCAGAAGUUCCUGGGCUCCUACUUCAUCAUGUGGGACGACGAGAUGUUCGACGAGGAGCUCGGGGAGCGGGCCGUGGUCAACACGUCGGACCUGAACGAGGAGCUCGGCCAGGUGGAGUACGUCUUCACGGACAAGACGGGGACGCUGACGGAGAACAACAUGGAGUUCAUCGAGUGCUGCGUGGACGGACACGUCUACGUUCCUCACGCCAUCUGCAACGGACAGGUGAUGCCCGGUGCAACAGGUAUGGACAUGAUUGACACAUCACCGGGUCCCGGGGCCAGGGAGCACGAGGAGCUGUUUUUCCGGGCGCUGUGUUUGUGCCACACGGUGCAGGUGAAGGAGGAGGAGACGGUGGACGGCAUCAAGCAGGGCAUCCACCAGGGCAAGUCCACCUCCUUCUACAUCUCCUCGUCUCCAGACGAGGUGGCACUGGUGGAGGGAAUGAAGAGACUCGGUUUCACAUAUCUACGACUGAAAGACAGUCACAUGGAGAUCUUGAAUAGGGAGGAUGAGGUUGAGAGGUUUCAGCUGCUGGAGGUUUUGACUUUUGACUCCGUCAGACGGAGGAUGAGCGUCAUCGUCAGGGACAGCUCCGGCGAGCUCUAUCUGUUCUGUAAAGGCGCAGACUCCUCCAUCUUCCCCAGGGUCGUAUCAGGCAAGGUGGAUCAGGUCAAAGCUCGGGUGGAGCACAACGCAGUGGAGGGCCUGAGGACACUCUGCGUGGCCUAUCGGCCUCUGAGCCCCGAGCAGUACCAGGAGGUUUGCCACAUGCUGAACGAGGCCAAACUGGCACUGCAGGACCGAGACAAACGCCUGGCCGAGGCCUACGACGUCAUCGAGAAAGACCUGAUCCUGCUGGGGGCAACUGCCGUGGAGGACAGGCUCCAGGAAAAAGCGGCGGACACCAUCGAGUCCCUCCACAAGGCCGGCAUGAAGGUGUGGGUGCUGACCGGCGACAAGAUGGAGACGGCGGCCGCCACCUGCUACGCCAGCAAGCUGUUCCACCGCAACACCCAGAUCCUGGAGCUGACCACCAAACGCACCGAGGAGCAGAGUCUCCACGACGUCCUGUUUGAGCUGAGCAGGACCGUCCUGAGGCAGCAGGGAGGCAUGGCCAGGGACUCCCUCUCUGGUUUAUCGGGUGACUGUACGGACUACGGCCUGAUCAUCGACGGGGCCACCCUCUCCGCGGUCAUGAAGCCCACCCAGGAGGACUACAAGGAGAUCUUCCUGGACAUCUGCCGCAACUGCAGCGCCGUGCUCUGCUGUCGGAUGGCGCCGCUGCAGAAAGCCCAGAUCGUGAAGCUGAUCAAAGCCUCCGAGGAGCACCCGAUCACGCUGGCCGUCGGAGACGGGGCCAACGACGUCAGCAUGAUCCUCGAGGCCCACGUCGGCAUCGGCAUCAUGGGUAAGGAGGGUCGUCAGGCGGUGAGGAACAGCGACUACGCCAUCCCCAAGUUCAAACACCUGAAGAAGAUGCUGCUCGUCCACGGACACUAUUACUACAUACGCAUCUCUGAACUCGUGCAAUACUUCUUCUACAAGAAUGUCUGUUUCAUCUUCCCUCAGUUCCUCUACCAGUUCUUCUGCGGCUUCUCACAACAGCCGCUGUACGACACGGCCUACCUGACCCUGUACAACAUCAGCUUCACCUCGCUGCCCAUUCUGCUCUACAGUCUCAUCGAGCAGCACAUCAACAUGGACAUCCUGAGGAAGGACCCGUCCCUCUACAGGGACAUCGCUAAGAACUCGUUGCUGCGCUGGCCCAUCUUCAUAUAUUGGACUCUCCUGGGUGCGUAUGACGCCUUGGUGAUGUUCUUCGGGGCCUACUUCCUGUUUAACAACACCACCUUCACCAGCAACGGACAGCUAAUGACAGCCAACACACAGAUGAUGUUUGGAAACUGGACAUUUGGAACGCUCAUCUUCACCGUGCUGGUCUUCACGGUAACAUUCAAGUUGGCUCUGGAUACUCAUUACUGGACCUGGAUCAACCAUUUUGUCAUCUGGGGCUCACUGAUUUUCUUUGUUGUCUUCUCUCUGCUGUGGGGAGGAAUCAUCUGGCCCUUCCUCAACUACCAGAGGAUGUACUACGUCUUCAUGCAGAUGUUGUCCAGUGGCCCGGCCUGGCUCAGCAUAAUCCUUCUGAUAGCAGCCAGCCUGCUGCCAGAUGUGUUGAAGAAGGUCAUCUGUAGGACUCUGUGGCCCACCACCACUGAGCGCAUACAGGAUGCCGAUAAACUCUACGAGGGCCAGCUGUCCGAGUUCACCCCGCUGGCGUCCCUGCACGCCCCGUCCAAGGCCGGCGGCCAGCGGCGAGGCUCGGCCAACCAGCGGAACGCCGCCAACCCUCGAAGGUCUGAUCCCUUUAGCAAGAAAACCAUGUUCACGCGCUGGCAACGAGCGCCCGACUACUCCACCUUCACCCCCCUCCUCCGAUUCGCCGAUGGCGCCCACCGCGCCCACGGCGAGGCGGGGCCGGGGACCUCAGUCUAGUCAAUCUCUCUCUCUUUUUCUUUUUUUUCUUCUUUUUUCUAUUCUCCCGAAGAGUGAUUUAAAACGCAGUAACUCAAACUAAUUCAUUCGUGUUCCUGGACUCGAACCCACCGGGCAGGAUGCUGGUAGCACGUGCACACGCUCCAAGGCGCUUACAAGGAAGGUGACCUUCGAACUGCUCAAUGGCGUCAGCGGCCAGGUGGCGGCUCCGGGACGGAUUCCCUCCGCCGCAUCCAACUCGAGAGCCUUAAUAUCUUAAAUCACAAAAAAAAACAUGUGCACCGGCCCUUUACGCCUUCGACAGCCGGAGCGUACUCCACCGCGACUUAAGCGUACUCCGCCGCGACUUUUUAACCCGAUGUGUUGUGUGAUGAUGUCGCUGCCGAUGAAGACGGCGACGGGCAGCUCCAGCUUAUCUCUGACCAAACGUUUCCUUCCAUCCCUCUCUUUCUCCUUCUGCCUCUUUUCAGGACUAACUGGUGUUGCCUGUGUGCAAACAUAUUAUCCCGGAACACUGGCUAGGACGCUCUGCCACAUUGUAAGGAGGAGCGCAAGUAGAGUAGCGACGCCUGUAGGUGUUGGAGAAGUGGAGCUGAGUUGGUCUUUUUUUUUCCCCUGUUUUUUUAUUGGCCAGUGCAUAAAAUGUCUCAGAGAAAGACCAACUUUAGUUGCACGUCACAACACUUUCAACCCUUUCAGCUUUCAAUCUCCCACGUAGCUAGUCUGCGGUGAUUGGGUGGACGAGACAGGUGUUAGCUGGCGGUAUGCGUGAUGCUACAUGGAGCUUUUCGUGGCUUAGAAACGUCUGACAGCUUCCCAGCGCUUUCUGCGCGCCUUAAUGUCCCCUUGUAAAUACCACGUUAUCUACCCCAGAGACCUUUUACCAAAGAAACAAGGACACAAUGAGGCGGCCUUUAGACACAGACUGCUGGAUGUAUUGGAGCUGAAGUGUGCGCUCUGUAGGUCAACGUACACACUGAUGGUUCUGUAAAAGGUCAGCUGGAAUCCUAAAGAUGUAGAAAAACGCAGCUCUCUAAAUGAAAUGUUUAAACCAUUAGGUGCAUGUCUACUCAUACUAUUUUAACUUAAAGCACCUUAAAUAUGAACAUGCAAACUGUGUCCUUAUUGAGACGAUCUUAACACAACUAAAGUGCCCCAGACUACUAAAAGAAACAUGCCUUUUUCUGAGAUUUGAUCAUUUGAAAAACAGACAUUUGUUGAUGAGAACCCAUCAUGAAGCUGGAUGGUUAGCUUAGCUUAGCACAAAGAAUGGACAACCGGCUUCAUGUUUCAGAGUGGUACCUUAACGAAUGAGAGCGUUUCACCAAAUGUCAAACUAUUCGCUGAGGUUGAUGCAGCUGAGAUAGAGAAAUGGAACUGUAUGCACCCAGAGAGUGGAUAAUUAAUUAAUUAUCCACAACAGUCUUCCAUGAAAGGGGGUGUCUCUAAAUUCUGUCUCGCACUUUCCUUCCUGAACAUUUAUCCUCUCUUUCUAGCUCUCUCCCUGUCUCUCUCUCUCUCUCUAUCAUCCUCUUUGUGGUGAAACAAUGCUGAUGUGAAAGCUCUCCCACCGCCGCGAGAGCCGCCCCCAAACCGACCUGGACCCCCUCUCUCCCGUGUGCCCCUCUGCAUCUCCUCGGCCGUCCACCUCUCCACCUGCGGCUGUGGGGCCGAGGAGGGAAGAUGUUUUCUGCUCAGCGUGUACUUUUCUGAACCAAAGCCAAUUGUUGCUGCUCCAGAUCCUUUUAGCUGCUUUUAUAUUAGGUGCCUUGAGGUAGUUUCUUUCUCUUUCUCUCUCUCUCUCUGCUGAACUGUCUCUUGCUUUACGGUGAACCUACGACUAAUUGGAGGCAUUUGGAUCGUGCAAACGCACGCCGGCCGAUGGACAAACGAUUCAGAUACAUCGUACAAUCAAUGAACAAAGUCAUUUCUUCUUGCACAAAAACAUUCAAUAACUUACUUGUAAUGUCCAUUUUUUAUUUGCUUUAAUUCCAAAUGUUGAUUGGUAUCCAGUAGGGCAUCUGCCUCUGCGGUGUUAUUUUAAUUGUUUUGUAUUAGUGUAAAAUUCCUCUUCACCACGUGAAGAGUGAGAACACUGAAGCACACUGGAACGAUGUCUCUGGGAUGCGAUGUCAUCUUCAACCUUUAUUUAUGAAUGAGAUGUAUCAAUAUUUAUAUGAAGUUAACAUACGACAAGGAGUCUGUAGUUGUAUCUGACUGUGCAGAUUGCAACUAACCCGACCAAAGAUAAAUUCCCCAUUCGAACCUUUCACAGUGAGGUCUGUGGAUUAGAAAGAAAACCGUGGAAUCCACAUUAUUUUAUGAUGCAAUUAGAAGAAAAAAAAGCAAAUCCCGCCGGUACUGUCGUGCUUUUUCGUGUGUCCGUUAGAGAACUUUUUAUACAUCCUGGAGGCAGCAUUUGAUGCGUGUCUCGUUCACGUAGAGGAACAAAUAGCUUUAAUAAAGGUUUUCUGUGGCGUCGGCUCAGUUACACCCCUGCACUGGACAUCACAUGAUGAUGAUCGGCACUCUGCUGUAGAACGCGUCCAAAGCCAUUAACGGAUCAUUCAACACCACCUAAACUGACAGCCUUGGAACAGAAUGUUAUCUUUCUCUUUUACGAUGUAUUAUUGUAUAGUGUUGUAUUUAUCAUAACCAACCGUAUCUGUUCAUCGCUGUAUACUCGGAUACAGUAUAUAUAUGCAACAUAUAUAAAGGUAGUUAUGUUAAUUGAUGUACAGUUUUGGGGUCUUUUUAUAAAACAGUUUUUAACAGUAACAUAUCAAGAUUUAAAUGUGGAUUUUUUUUGCCAACAUUUCUGUAGCCAUUGAUGGCAAUCGACUGUAUAUUUGCUUGGAAAUAAAAGCCAGAAGUGGAAAUAUAUAAAGCCGAA